AUGCCGCCGAAGCAGCAGAAGGGCAAGAAGGCUGUCGCCACCAAGAAAAAGCAGCUGAUCGAGGACAAGACCUUCGGCCUCAAGAACAAGAACAAGAGCAAGUCCGUCCAGAAAUACAUCAGCACCGUGCAGAAGAGCGUCAACUCGACGGAGCAGCAACGCGCUUCCGAUGCCGCCAAGAGCAAGAAGAUGGCUUCAAAGGAGGCGAAGAAAGCGCAGGAGGCGGAGCUCGCGGCCUUGUUCGACGAGGCUCUCCUCACCGGAGUAAAGAAGGGUGGCACUGCCGGGAAGGGGAAGACCCCAGCGGUGGCCGUCGAAACGAAGGCCAAACAGGUUCAGGAGACCUUCGUCAUCGAGGAGGGAGAGAAGACCUUGGAGGACAUGAUCGAGGAGCAGAGAACUAAGCUGCACAGGGAGGGCAAGCAGGGGACUCCCGUCAACCAGGAGACCUUGGCAAAAUGGAAGGCGGAUCGGAAGGCGAAAAAGCUUGCGGAAGAGCGGCGCAAGGUCCAGGCGGAGAUGAAGAAGAAGAACAAGGGCAAGGGGCUGUCCGUCCUCAGCGGUCGAGCCCUGUACGACUACGACGCCACUCUCUUCGAGGACGAUGCGGACGCUGUGGACAACGAUACGAUGAAGCAGCGCAAUGACGAGGACGACGACGAGGAGGGGCGACCAGAUGGCGAAGAGGAGAAGGAAGGCGCUGCGGGAGCAGCGGCAGCAGGAGGGGUACCAGCGGGGGUAAAGGUGGAGGAGGCGUUGUUCGAAGGAGACGAUGAGGACUUGGAUGACUUGGAUGACGACGAGGGGGCGUGAGGCGGCCGGACAUUGUCUGGUCUGGUAGCACGACGUCUCCCCUUACCCCCCCGGGUGCUCGUCAGCAGGCGGAGCUUGUGCGUUAUAGAGUGGCUAGUUGUGUGCGUGCAAGCAAGGCCUCUUGUGCGGGGUGAAGCUUUGUUUGUUUGUGUGCAUAGCGGGUAGAGACACGGGAACAUGCUCACGCAUUGGCGGGUUUGGAGGUACUAUGUGUCUGUCGCCCCGCCUGUCGCAAGCGGCCGCGACGUGCACGGCAUUCGAUCUGAUUUGGAGGGUGCGUGGAAAGCUUCUGCCUCUGAUUGCACCCGACGAGAAGUCCCGGAUCUCAGCGUCCAGGCGAAUGAAUGCCUUUUCUCUGGCAGCGUUGUGCGACAAUUAUCUCGUCGUUGUAUUUGGCACACAGACUGCGUGACGUUGCGUCGUGAGUAAUGGUACGUUUGGUGUUUGGCGUUUGGGGCUCUUAGUAGAGAUGGAGACCCUUGCGUGGUAUUUGCCCACGUUUUUUCUGUGUUGUGCGCUCUCUGAUAUUUGUUUCUUUUGAGCGUUACGUUGGAGCCCUUGGUAGCGAGGCUUGCGCACAGACGGAAUUUUUUUGCCAGAGAGCGCAUUCGUUUCGCAGCGUAAUCUGCGCUGACGCGAGCUGUGCCUCUUGCGCUAGGGUUAGGAUUGUUGUGGCUGCUCUCUGUGAAUGUGCGGCAUAACAGAGUUUUCAAACACCCAUCCAUGUCUGUUCGAGAUGUAAAAGUU
This is a messenger RNA of Ectocarpus siliculosus, 1560 nucleotides long. The record is from the annotation of a GenBank genome assembly. Lineage: Eukaryota; Phaeophyceae; Ectocarpales; Ectocarpaceae.